AUGGAUAGAAACCUGCUGGACGGCAGCAUGGGGAGUUACCUCAAGUAUCUCACUGGCCUCUCCGCCCUCCAAAAAUUGUCCAUGGCCUAUAUGUAUUUCUCUGGACAGUUCCCAAGCUUCAUCCUAGACUCGACGAGCCUUACUUCUCUGGACAUCUCAACCAACUACCUCACCGGCUCCCUCCCACCCACCAUCACCAAGAUCAAGUCGCUCAAGUUUGACAGCAACUACUUUGUGGGCUCUCUGCCGUCCGCCCCCUGGACCACAUGCGGCUGCACCAGCAACUGCCUUAGCUCCGCCGGCACGUGCGGCGGAUCAAAUAUGGCCGAUGCAAUGAUGGCGUUGAAGGCUGCUCUGGGUGUGACCCUCACCACGUGGGCCUCCACCACCCCCUGCCGCGUCACCGGGCUAUUAACACCCCUUACGAACGAGUGGACUGGCGUCUUGUGCAAUCCCGCCGGCUCCGUGGAGUCUAUUCUCAAGGGGUCUCUUCCUUCGGACAUCUCGAAACUCACCGCGCUCACUUACCUGAACUAUUCCCUCAUUCAUCGCCUCCCUGCCACAGCUCACCACACUGUAAGCCAAACACAGAUGCAUGCAGAAGCCUUGUUGCUGGCCUUUCCUCCGCUGUUCCCUGGAUACCCUCAUGUCUCUCACAUGUCACUCGUCUCACUCGCAUGCCUCUCCUGUCUGCUGGUUCUUCCCCCACUUGCCCCCUCUCCCUUCCACGCACCCCCAUCUGCCCCCGCCCAACACCCCUCCUCUACUCCCACUUCCCGCCCACUUCCCCCCAGAGGCCUCUUCUCCAACUACCUCACGGGCACCAUGCCCAUCCCCUCCACCUCCCUGGCCUCUCUGGACGUGGGCUUUAACUACCUCUCGGGCUCCUUCCCCAAGCUCUCCCUCGCGGUCUGUGCGGCCGACCAGAACUGCUUCCUCAACUCCUCCUACUGCCGCACCUACGGCUCGCUGCAGCGCCCCGCCUCUGCCUGCGGCAUCUGCGGCACAACCAACGGGCAGGGAACGCUAUGCAGUGGUGGACUUUGCUCCGCCAACAGCUCUCUGCCAGUCAGCCAGGGGAUUGUCAAUACCCCCUCGGUGCCGCUGGUGUCCUUGACUUGUUCGGGAUACCGUCCCACCGUUUUGAUGAAUCCCGCCUCAGGUGGGCCUAACGCCAACACCCAUCCAUGCCCUUCCCACUGUCUUCCUGCACUCUCAGUCAUUCCUGUCCGUGAUGCUAUCCAUCAAGUCAUCCCUGGGUUUGACGCUCACAAGCUGGGUUUCCUCCUCUCUUUGCCUUGCGGGCAACGGACCUAUGCCGCCAGGGAUAACUUACUGGUAAGCGUGGACACUGGGGCAGGGGCAGCCGUAAUUUUCCACCGCCAAGGCAUGGAAACCUACCUACUCGUUCCUCAACACGUACUUCUCUUCUUUCCAUCACUGCUGUCGCUCAAGGCAUCGCUGGGACUGACGUUCACCUCGUGGGCAGCAAGUGUGCCGUGCCAAGUGGUUGGCAAGCAGGCUGCCGCACAGCCCACGUGGUCCGGCGUGCUCUGUAGUGAUGCUGGAGACGUGUUUUCCAUCUCGGUGGCGCGUCAGAAUCUAACGGGGUCUAUUGAUUCGGACAUCUCCAAGCUCACCGCACUCACUUACCUAGGCCUCUUCUCCAACUAUUUCACGGGCACCAUGCCCACCCUCUCCACCUCCCUGGUCGCUCUGGACGUGAGAUUUAACUUCCUCUCGGGCUCCUUCCCCCAGCUCUCUCUCAAGAGUUGUGCGGCUGACCAGAACUGCUUCCUCAACUCCUCCUACUGCCGCACCUAUGGCGCGCUGCAGCGCCUCUCCUCUGCCUGCGCCAUCUGCGGCACGACCAACGGGCAGGGAACGCUGUGCAGUGGUGGAAUGUGUUUUGCCGACAGCUAUUUGCCAGUCAGCCAGGGAAUCGUCAACGUCCCCUCGUUGCCGCCGGUGGCCUUGACUUGUCCAGGGAAUGCUCCUCUAGUCCUCAUGAACGCUGCCUCAGUGUCCACGAUGCUGCCCAUCAAAUCAUCCCUUGGAUUGACGAGCACAACGUGGGAUGCAUCCCUUCUCUGUGUUGCAGGCUUCGGCAAUACCCCGUUCGGAGUUACCACCUGGGAUCGUGUUCUUUGCUCCGUUGGCGGAUCACCUUUACUACUCAACUUCAACAUCUUGUCUUUGAAGGUCGCCACCCUGCCUGCUGACAUGUCCAAGCUCACUGGACUCACCAAUCUUGCUAACUUCCUCACUGGAAGCAUCCCAGCCAUGGGUACAGCCUUGAAGUCGCUCUACAUCGCAUACAACUACAUUACGAACGUCGCCACCCAUUCACUCACCACCUGCGCCGGCUCUAUGUGCUGCCUCUCCAAUCCCUCGAAGUGCGCCUCUGACGAGACCACCCAGCGACCUGCUGCUGAGUGCGCCAUCUGUGGCACUACCAAUGCCGUCGCUCCCUUUUGCUGGGGCGCCGGCGGAGAGUGUGUGGUCGCUGCUGCUGAUAACAUUGCAGCCGGCAAACGGAAUAUAGUAUACCUCCCGCCUGCCCCACCCAUGGUCUGCUCAGCACUGCUGUCGCUCAAGGCAUCGCUGGGAGUGACGUUCACCUCGUGGGCAGCAAGUGUGCCGUGCCAAGUGGUUGGCAAGCAGGCUGCUGGACUGCCCACGUGGUCCGGCGUGCUCUGUGGUGAUACCGGGGACGUGAUCUACAUGUAA
This is a messenger RNA of Closterium sp. Naga37s-1, 2730 nucleotides long. The record is from the annotation of a GenBank genome assembly. NCBI's taxonomy places the organism in Eukaryota, Viridiplantae, Streptophyta, Zygnematophyceae, Desmidiales, Closteriaceae.